Molecule: messenger RNA, 954 nt
Organism: Sinocyclocheilus rhinocerous
Lineage: Eukaryota; Metazoa; Chordata; Actinopteri; Cypriniformes; Cyprinidae
Product: serine protease 30-like
Exons: 6
Coding region: 6-932 (308 amino acids)
Biological process (GO): proteolysis
Molecular function (GO): serine-type endopeptidase activity
Source: RefSeq, a predicted model, not a curated record
UGAGGAUGCUGCUGCGUCUAGCUGUGUGUGUUGCAGGGGUUAUACUGCUCAACAUAGCAGGCUCACUCUGCCAGUUAAAUGUGUGUGGCCGAGCCCCCCUUAACCCCAAGAUUGUUGGAGGACAAAAUGCAGUUGAGGGGUCUUGGCCCUGGCAAGCGAGCAUUAAUUAUGUUCCAAAUGACGGUCUUGUAUGUGGUGGGAGUCUAAUCAAUAAAGACUGGGUUUUGUCUGCAGCUCAGUGCUUUCAGGAAUUGACUGCAUCGACCACAGUAAUCUACUUGGGACGUCAAUGGCAAAUAGGCACAAACCCCCAUCAGAUUUCCAGAACUGUGGCUCAAAUCAUCAUCCAUCCUAAAUAUCACCCAGAUAAAUUUGACAACGACAUAGCACUGGUCCAGCUCUCCUCUUCUGUGACUUUCAAUGAUUAUAUUAGGCCCGUCUGUCUGGCGGCUGCUGGUAGUACAUUUGCUGCGGGUACUGAGAGCUGGAUCACUGGAUGGGGAAAACUUAAUUUUGGAGACACCACUCUUCCAAACACACUGCAGGAGGUGAAGAUACCAGUCAUCAGCAACAGUUAUUGUAAAUCUAUCUAUGAAAGCAUAUUUACAGACAACAUUCUGUGUGCUGGACCAAUUGAGGGUGGGAAAGGCUUAUGUCAGGGAGAUGGUGGAGGUCCACUGGUUAUUAAUGGCUCGCAGUGGAUUCAGUCUGGCAUUACGAGUUUCAGCGUACAGUGUACAGCACCCAAGUACCCUGGUGGUUACACCAGAGUGUCUCGCUACCAGGACUGGAUCAGCUCUCAGAUAAAGAGUGACCUGCCUGGAUUUGUGGAAUUUAAAUCCAGUGGAUUCAGAAGCUCAAACAGCCUCCCCCUAUUUUCCAUUUCACUCACAUUUUCCAUCUUUCCUCUCAUCUUCUCUCUGUUUUGUUAAAAAUUUAGUCAUAAUAAUCAGU